Molecule: messenger RNA, 3493 nt
Organism: Arabidopsis lyrata subsp. lyrata
Lineage: Eukaryota; Viridiplantae; Streptophyta; Magnoliopsida; Brassicales; Brassicaceae
Product: myosin-9
Exons: 8
Coding region: 253-3381 (1042 amino acids)
Source: RefSeq, a predicted model, not a curated record
UCUUUUGUCCCAUUUAUAUAAAAUCCACCGCCCGAGGCUUAACGUUCGCGUCUUCUUCUUUCUUCUUCUUCGCCUUCUCUCUGAGUCGAACUCGCUCCGAUCGACUGAGCUAACUCGCUCGCCUCUGUAAUGAUCAUUUCCUCUUCAUUGGACUAAAAAGUGUGUUGUAUAAUGGCUCGUUCCGGGAAACAAUGGCCGGAGCGACGGUGAGAGAGUUACUAUUUUUCCGGCGAUCAAUACUCGGCGGCGGAGAUGUUUAAGUCAGCGAGAUGGCGAAGCGAGAAGAAUCGGAUCAAAGUUGUUUUCAGAUUGAAGUUUCAUGCGACUCAGGCGUCACAGUUCAAUACAGAGGGAUUGAUUCUGUCUCUAGUUCCCGGAGAUAUUGGAAAACCGACGGCGAGGUCAGAGAAAGCUAUAGUGAACGACGGACAUUGCCGAUGGGACAUUCCGGUUUACGAGACUGUGAAAUUUCUCAAAGAUGUAAAAACUGGAAAAGUUAAUCAGAGAAUUUAUCAUCUCAUUGUAUCAACUACGGGAUCUACAAGAGGUGGUUUGGUUGGAGAAACAUCAAUUGAUUUUGCUGAUUAUGUAGAUGCAACUAAAACUUGCAAUGUUUCUCUUCCAUUACAGAACUCAAGCUCUAAAGCUUUGUUGCAUGUAUCAAUACAAAGGCAAUUACAAUUUGCUGAUCCUCAAAGAGAGGUGGAUGAAUGUGAAACUCUGGGGAAAAUGUCACAGGGUCAAGAUUUGAAGUCACAUUUCAGCAUUGAUGAUGCAGAUGAAACUCGUAAAAGCGAUUUGCAUGAGGAAGGACCCUUUGGUAAAGCUGCGCGGUUUGCGGAACUGAGACGAAGAGCAUCGAUUGAAUCUGAUAGUACUAUUUCAAGCUCUGGAAGUGUCAUUGAGCCAAAUACACCUGAAGAAGUUGUCAAGCCUUUGAGACAUCCCACUAAGCAUCUUCAUUCAGCUAAAAAUCUGUUUGAAGAGCCUCGUAUAUCGGAAUCCGAGUGGUCCGGAAGUUCUGAUCAUGGUAUCAGCAGCACUGAUGACUCGACCAAUAGUACGAAUGAGACUAUCGCAAGGGACGCCUCGAAUAACUCCUCGGAUGAGGAUGAGAUGGAGAAGCUUAAGAACGAGCUUGCUGGUUUGGCGAGGCAAGCAGAUCUUUCGGAGCUAGAACUGCAAAGCCUGAGAAAACAAAUUGUUAAAGAGACUAAAAGAAGUCAAGAUCUUCUCAGGGAAGUGAAUAGCUUGAAGCAAGAGAGAGAUUCGUUGAAGGAAGAUUGUGAGAGACAUAAAGUAUCUGACAAGCAGAACGGAGAGACUAAAAUGAGGAACAGGUUGCAGUUUGAAGGAAGGGAUCCAUGGGUUCUUUUGGAGGAAACAAGAGAGGAACUUGAUUAUGAGAAGGAUCGGAAUUUCAAUCUCCGGUUACAGCUCCAGAAGACGCAAGAAUCAAACUCCGAAUUGAUUCUUGCUGUUCAAGAUCUUGAAGAAAUGCUGGAGGAAAGGAGUAAGGAAGGAGCUGAUCUUCCUCCUAGAACAAGGGCCUCUGUCAACAUUGAAGAAUCAAUGAGAAGGUCUUGUAGAAGUGAGACAGAUGAAGAUGAGGAUCAAAAAGCACUUGAGAACCUUGUGAAGAAACACGUGGAUGCGAAAGAUACACACGUCUUGGAGCAGAAGAUCACAGAUCUCUAUAAUGAGAUUGAGAUCUAUAAACGUGAUAAAGAUGAGCUUGAGGUACAGAUGGAACAGCUUGCUUUGGAUUAUGAGAUACUGAAACAGGAAAAUCAUGAUAUCUCUUACAAGCUAGAGCAGAGCCAACUGCAAGAACAGUUGAAGAUACAAUACGAAUGUUCAUCGUCGCUUGUGGAUGUGACCGAGCUUGAAAACCAAGUAGAGAGUCGUGAAGCUGAGCUCAAGAAACAAUCUGAAGAGUUUUCAGAGUCUUUGUGCCGGAUUAAAGAACUUGAAACACAAAUGAAGACCUUGGAAGAAGAGAUGGAGAAACAGGCUCGGGUAUUCGAGGCAGACAUUGAUGCUGUCACACGAGCUAAAGUGGAGCAAGAGCAAAGAGCUAUCCAAGCCGAAGAAACUCUAAGGAAAACAAGGUGGAAAAACGCUAGUGUAGCCGGAAAACUACAGGAUGAAUUUAAGAGACUCUCUGAGCAGAUGGAUUCAAUGUUUACAUCAAAUGAGAAAAUAGCUAUGAAGGCGAUGACAGAAGCUAACGAAUUACGAAUGCAGAAACGUCAACUAGAAGAAAUGCUCAAGAACGCUAAUGAUGAGCUCCGAGCAAACCAAGCCGAGUACGAGGCCAAGCUCCACGAGCUUUCUGAAAAGCUGAGUUUCAAAACCAGUCAGAUGGAGGGAAUGUUAGAGAAUCUUGAUGAGAAAUCCAAAGAUAUAGAGAAUCAGAAGAGGCAUGAAGAAGAUGUUACUGCAAAUUUAAAUCAAGAGAUCAAAAUCCUGAAGGACGAGAUUGAGAAUCUGAAAAAGAACCAAAAUAGUCUCAUGUUACAGGCAGAGCAAGCAGAGAACCUGAGAGUUGAUUUGGAAAAGACGAAAAAAUCGGUUAUGGAAGCCGAAGCUUCAGUACAGAGAGAGAACAUGACGAAAAUUGAGCUAGAGAGCAAUAUCUCACUAAUGAGGAAAGAGUCAGAGUCUCUAGCAGCGGAGUUGCAAGCGGUGAAGCUUGCCAAAGAUGAAAAAGAAACAGCAAUUUCAAACUUACAAUCAGAGCUAGAAACCGUAAGAGCUCAGUGCGAUGAUCUAAAGCAUUCUUUAUCUGUGAAUGAUUUGGAGAUGGAGAAGCACAAGAAGCAAGUGGCACAAGUAAAAGGUGAGUUGAAGAAGAAAGAAGAAGCAAUGACUAAUCUUGAGAAGAAACUGAAGGAAAGCAGAACCGCGAUUAACAACUUAACGAAAACCGCGCAAAGAAACAACAACAACAAAGGAAGUCCAGUAGGAGCUCAUGGUGGAUCUAAAGAAGUUGCGGUUAUGAAAGAUAAAUUAAAGCUUCUUGAGGGGCAAAUCAAACUUAAGGAAACUGCUCUUGAAUCUUCAUCAAAUAUGUUCAUCGAAAAGGAAAAGAAUCUGAAGAACAGAAUCGAGGAACUGGAAACUAAACUCGACCAACUCGAUCAAAAUAGCCAAGAGAAGAGUGAGGAUGAGCCUCUAAAUGGUCAAGAAAACGAAGAUAUUCGAGUUCUUGUAGCGGAAAUCACGUCUUUACGAGAGUGUAAUGGAUCGAUGGAGAUGGAGCUGAAGGAGAUGCGAGAGAGAUACUCAGAGAUAAGUUUGAGAUUUGCAGAAGUGGAAGGUGAGAGACAACAGCUUGUAAUGACAGUACGUAAUCUUAAAAACGCUAAGAGGAGCUAAAACCGGUAUAUAAUCAGAAACCGGUUAUCGUAUAUUGAUGAUUUCACAGUUACAUAAUUUGCUUUUUGUAAUAUACUGGAAAAAAAAACUUAAGAUGUGAUUACUUUGUUUU